Nyctereutes procyonoides (raccoon dog) is the source of this 5214-nucleotide messenger RNA. RefSeq names its product CHM like Rab escort protein (gene CHML). Bases 1 to 1956 code for a protein of 651 amino acids. NCBI's taxonomy places the organism in Eukaryota, Metazoa, Chordata, Mammalia, Carnivora, Canidae. The transcript has a single exon. Gene Ontology annotation, cellular component: Rab-protein geranylgeranyltransferase complex; cytoplasm; nucleus. Gene Ontology annotation, molecular function: GDP-dissociation inhibitor activity. The record is from RefSeq and is a predicted model, not a curated record. Gene Ontology annotation, biological process: intracellular protein transport; small GTPase-mediated signal transduction; protein geranylgeranylation.
AUGGCGGACAGUCUUCCCACAGAGUUCGAUGUGGUCAUAAUAGGGACAGGUCUACCUGAAUCCAUCCUGGCAGCUGCAUGUUCAAGAAGUGGUCAGAGGGUUCUUCAUCUUGAUUCAAGAAGUUACUAUGGAGGAAACUGGGCAAGUUUCAGCUUUUCGGGAUUGCUCUCCUGGUUAAAGGAGCAUCAGCAAAACGGUGACAGUGCAGAAGAAAGCACUGCUUCAUGGCAAGGCCUGGUGCAUGAAACAGAAGAAGCCAUUGCUCUUCGCAAGAAGGAUGAAACCAUUGAACACAUAGAAGUUUUCUGUUAUGCCAGUCAGGAUAUGGAUGACAAUAUUGAAGAGAUCAGUGCUCUGCAGAAAAAUCCUUCCUCAGUAACAUCUAAACCUCUGGAUUCUGUGUGCUUGUCCGAAGAAACAAACUCAUUACAUGUUACUAGCUCUGAAACGCCUGCCAAAGACACUCCAAAAAGUGAUGAAGAGAUUUCACUAGAAGUAACUGAUGUAGAGGACAUCUUGGCAGAAGAAAAAUAUUGUGGAGAUAAAACCUGUAUAAACACAGCUUCAGGUGGAGAUAAAGAUGAAAACAAACCUAUAGAGGAAGAUAACACUGAUCAACCAAAGAGAAAUAGGAUUACUUACUCCCAAAUAGUUAAAGAAGGCAGGAGAUUUAAUAUUGAUUUGGUAUCAAAGCUGCUGUAUUCUCAAGGAUUGCUAAUCGAUCUUUUAAUCAAAUCAAAUGUUAGUCGUUAUGCAGAAUUUAAAAACGUCACUAGGAUUCUUGCAUUUCGUGAGGGAAAAGUAGAACAGGUGCCUUGUUCCAGAGCAGAUGUCUUUAAUAGCAAAGAACUCACUAUGGUUGAAAAGAGGAUACUGAUGAAAUUUCUUACAUUUUGUUUAGACUAUGAACAACAUCCUGAUCAAUACCAAGCUUUUGUGCAUUGCUCAUUUUCAGAUUACUUAAAAACUAAAAAAUUAACCCCCAACCUCCAACAUUUUGUGCUGCACUCAAUUGCAAUGACAGAGUCCUCUUGCACCACAAUAGAUGGCCUUAAAGCAACUAAAAACUUCCUUCGGUGUCUUGGACGGUUUGGCAACACUCCCUUUUUAUUUCCCUUGUAUGGCCAAGGAGAAAUUCCCCAGUGUUUCUGCAGGAUGUGUGCAGUUUUUGGUGGAAUCUAUUGUCUUCGCCAUAAAGUUCAAUGCCUUAUAGUUGACAAAGAAUCUGGAAGAUGUAAAGCAAUUAUAGAUCACUUAGAUCAAAGAAUAAAUGCUAAAUAUUUUAUUGUGGAGGAUAGUUACCUUUCUGAGGAAACAUGCUCAAAUGUGCAAUAUAAGCAGAUCUCCAGGGCAGUGCUCAUUACAGAUCAGUCUAUACUCAAGAAGGCAGAUUCAGAUCAGCAAAUUUCCAUUUUGAUAGUGCCUCCAAUGGAAUCAGGAACAUGUGCUGUUCGUGUCACUGAAUUAUGUUCUUCAACCAUGACAUGCAUGAAAGACACCUACCUGGUACACCUGACCUGUUCAUCUUCUAAAACAGCAAGAGAAGACUUAGAGUCAGUAGUGAAGAAAUUAUUCACCCCAUAUACUGAAACAGAAAUAGACAAGGAAGAACUCACAAAGCCAAGACUCUUGUGGGCUCUUUAUUUUAAUAUGAGAGAUUCCUCGGGAAUCAGCAGAAGCUCAUAUAAUGGCUUACCUUCCAAUGUUUAUGUCUGCUCUGGGCCUGACUGCGGACUGGGAAAUGAGCACGCAGUCAAGCAAGCUGAAACACUUUUCCAGGAGAUCUUUCCCAAUGAAGACUUCUGCCCCCCACCUCCAAAUCCAGAAGAUAUAAUCUUUGAUGGUGAUGAUAAGCAACCUGAGGCUCUUGGAACCAAUAAUAAAAUCAUGGCCAAACCAGACUCCUCUGAGGAAAAUAAAAACCCAGAAAGCCCAGAGAACCACCUUCAAGACUAGAAAGGAGCAAACCGGAAAUGCUCUUUUGGGCCUUCAUCCUGACAUCAGAAUAUUUUCAUUUAAAGAACCAUUUCCUAUGUGAUUAAUAAGAAUUGGUUAUAUGAUGAAUGCUAUGCAGAUGUUGUCUUUACUUCUAUUUGAGACAUUCAGUCACGGGAUGUUGUUAAUUUAUCACCAACUGAUUGAUUGAUGAUUGGACAAGGUUAGCUCUAUUUUAGUAUUGAGUAUAUAAGUGUGGGUUCCAAAUUAGCAACUGUGCAUACUGGGAGGUAAUACAUGUCUGCUAAUGAUCUUCAGAUUUAUUAGUCUAUAAAAACAAUAAUAUCUAAGGAAUAGUUUAGUUACUUUUGUAAUUAUUACAGUUGCUACCAUGUCUGAAUAAACACACAGAAUAAAUUAUGUGGGUCUUUUGUAUAUAAUACAAAUGUACAGACAUGGUGGUAGCAAUAGCAACUUAUGCAAGUGCCAACUGUUAAAAGAUUAGCUUUGCAUGAUCCUUUAUUUGUGAAGGUGUAGUGUUUACAACACAUUGUGCAGUUCAGUUCCCCUACUUGACCCUUACAAGCAGCAGGGCAGUGACACCACCAGUCUUCUGUAUUACAAAAAGUGUUGGACAGUUCAUCUAGUCAUUGAAGAGCUCAUUCUUGGAAAGUUUGUCCCAAAGGAAAUCUAAGGGUAAGGUUAGUUCUGGUUUAAUACUUCAGAAAAUUCCUGCAGAGCCUUGUGCUGGCACCUAAAAGAAAAGAACUUCCAACAACUAAUUCAGAUCAAGAGGAAAAAAAAAAUUUAUAUAUAUAUAUAUAUAUAUAUAUAUAUAUAUAUAUUUCCCCAAGAAAAGGUACCUCAGGUUGGCUGUUUUGAAAUUCCUAAGAAGAAAUGGAGUGAGGCAUUUCUAACCUGGGAUACCAAUGGCUUUUCAAAGCCAUCCAUAGAUUUCCCAAGGUUUCUUAGUGUGAGUUAUAUCACCUUGUUGGUGCUACCACUUUAAUUACAGCACUGACUACAAGGGAUAGUAGUCAAUCAAAGGAGGAUUCAACCAUGUCCCCUCCCUUUUGUCCCACCUCAAAACUAGUGAGGUAACUGCCUCUGUGAUCACUUCUGCCUCUCAACUGUUAUCUAGAGAACAAAACCCUUUUUUUCCAGAACCAGCAGAAGUCAAAACUAUUGUACUCCAGUGGAGUUGUCAGAAGAGGUAAAAUGCCCCCUUCAGUCUCCUGUUUUCUGUUCCUCAGAAUGGUAAUCCUAUAGAAGGGAGCCCUCCAGAGCUAAUUUUUGUUCUGGAAGAGAGCAUUUACUAUGUGCUAGGCACUUUUGCUUUCUAGUUACAGUUUCUCAACCACGCUUUGAGGCUGAUAGUAUUGAAUACAUUUUUAAAGAAGAGGUAAAGAGUAAAGAUGAGUAUUAAUAAUUGUCCAGGGUCUGAUAUGUAGAAGAGCCAACAUUGGGAUCCAAGUUUUGAAGUCCUUCCGCUAACAUUAACUGUUAGAAGAAUGCAGGUGCUGCUUAUGAAAGUUCGUGCAGUGUUGCCAGUGAAGCAGAGUAGACAGACUCCAGUCUUUCAGCUUAUUCUCAGAUCAGGAAAUGUGAAGAUUAGGAUUAAUUAAAAAUAAAUACACUUUAGAGGUAAGGAGCUCACGGGAAGCAGAAUUUGGCUAAAUUUUAACAAACUAAUGCUUUUUAAUAACCUAUCCUUUGAUCUGAACAACAUGUUCUAAAAAUACACAGAUGUUACUGGGCCAAAAUAAGCUAUGAAUAGUCUUUUGUUGCUCUUCUAUAUGUGAGGAAAAUGAAACAAAAAUUUAAGUAAUUUACAGCUUAUUGAAAAUAGAGAAAUCAUGACUUGGUAUUAAUAUUUACACAUUUUUUUAAAUGGCAAAGUGGUUUUAUUGGUUAUAUCCUAAGGUUUAAACCUAUCAAAAUAAUUGCACCAUCAAUAAAACAAAUGAUAUUUGAAAUAGAAUAGAAUUUUUGUGCAGAUUGUUAUGUAAUGUGUUUGAAAUCAUAUCCAAAGGAAUGCCACUAGGUGACAUUAAUAGGUAGAUUUACUACACUUCUGCUUAACAUUCCCACUGAUAUUUUAUAUAAUUUGAUAGAAUUGUGGCAAAUCAAGAAAAUAGGCAAGGAAAGAUAGAUUUAUCUUUUUAACUUAGGAAAAAAAUGAGAGUCUUGCCCUUUAAAUCCUAAAGUAACCUUUUUAAAUAUACUAUGCUAUGUAGGAAGCUUAAGACUAAUAAACCAGUUGGAAAGAAAUAAUUAUGUGAUAACUACUGAUGGAAAGACUAACUGGAUGUCCGUAUGAAAAAAAGAAUUAGGCCCACUUUACAUGUGAUAAGACAAUUCAUUCUGUAUGAAUUAAAAUGUUGAUUUUAAAGGUAAAAAUAAAAAUACUACAAUUCUCAUCCCAGUAUUACUAAAGGAGCUUUAUGGCAGUGAAAAAUAUUGGCAAGGAAGGUGAAAUCAACUAGAGAAAAAUGAAAAUUGGACACUAAAUAGGAAAAAGAUAAAAAAAAGAAGAGAUUGGAUUUUAAAAAGCUACUUGCAUUCUACAUGGACAAAGUGCUUAAUAUUUUUUUUAAAAGGAGAUGCAAAACCAUAAAGUUUCUACUCUUUAUGAAGCAAAUUUAAGAAAGGAUAGAGUACACAUGAGAAGAUACAAAUAAAAGUCAAUUCCUGAAAUGAUAUUCAGGUUUCCUCGUAUUAAAAAUACAAAUUGUAACAACUUUGACUUAGUUUAUGCUAUUAACAUUUUAAAGCUCAUGUGUCUCUACCAGUAGCAAUAUUAUUUUAGUAAUUUUUAAAAGAACUAUUUAGAUGAAUAUAACAGGAGCUUUGUAACCAGUUUAUUUUUUUGCUAGAUGAAGUCAUUUUGAACAGCAUACACCCAGGAAAAUAUUUAGAAGAGAAAAUAAGCUACAUGAACAAAGAUACUUUUAGCAAUUCCAUUCAUACGGGUUUUAAAAAAGUCUAGUAAUUGGGAAAUGGAUAAGUAAAUUAUGAUGUAUUGGUAUUGCUGUUUAGACUGUUACGUAGUCAUUAAAUGAUAUUGAUAUAUGUGAAAUUGUAUGAAAAAUGUUAAAUGAGAUUAAAAAAUGUUAAAACAUUUUAUGUACUGAUUAUAUUUGUGUAAAAAUUUAGGUGUCUACAUUGAAAAGAAUCAGAAGAAAACAUGUAAUUAAUUAGAGUUUAACAAUAAGGGGUUCUUUUUUUCUGUAAAAUUUGAUGUGUAUAAUACAAAUAAAAGAAUAAUUGGCAAAGUGA